AUGAGCGAAAAUGAUUCUAGCAAUUUGUCUCAUAAAACUCCGGUAACUUUGCUGCAGGAAAUUUGUGCAAAGAAAGGUCUGAAAAUCGAGUAUGAAUUGGCGGCCAAUGAUGGACCUCUGCAUAGGCCUGAAUUCACAUACGUUCUUAAGGCCGGCCACCUAAAUAUAUCGGCUUCAGGAUCCAGCAAGAAGCAAGCCAAGCAUAAUGUAGCCCUUGAAAUGCUGAACUUAAUGUUGAAGCCACAUUCAGUCAGUCCUUGCCUAUCAACUAACAGCUUAAAUGAAGAACCACAGUACUCCAAUCCAAUAGGGAAAGUUCAGGAACUGAGCCAAAAAAUGUUGUGGUCCCCACCUAUCUACGAGUUUUCAUUGGAGAAGGGCCAGCCACAUCAUAAACUGUUCAACUGUACUGUCUCCUUGAUGAAAUAUUCCAUGAAAGGCUAUGGCUCCUCAAAAAAGUUAGCCAAACGAGAUGCAACAACUAAGCUGUUAGGCAUGCUUAAAGGACAAAAUAUUAUAAACGAGAGUUUGUUAUCUAAUGGUAGUAGUGAUGAAGUGUCAAAAAGUAAUAAUUCAUCGAAGAUAUACGACAAAUUAAAAUCAGCCCCACGUCUGCCUAAUCUAACUCCUAAUUUCAGUCAGAAGAUAGCACGAUUCUACCAGAAGUUGAGGCAGAAACCAGGUAAAACCUUAGCCUCACUGCAGACUCUAUCACUAAACACUGAAUCAAUCAACUACCAUGACAUUCUGGAGAUGGUUGGUCAAGAAGAACAAUUCGAAAUUCUGUAUAUCGAUUUUCCAGAGCUUACUGUUAAGGGCGAGUGUCAGUGCCUAGUACAGCUUUCGAAAUUGAAGGUUGCCAUUUGCCAUGGGACUGGUGAAUGUAAGGAUGAUGCUCACACCGACGCAGCCCACAACGCCUUACAGUAUCUCAAAAUUAUGACGAGGAAAUAG
Molecule: messenger RNA, 954 nt
Organism: Helobdella robusta
Lineage: Eukaryota; Metazoa; Annelida; Clitellata; Rhynchobdellida; Glossiphoniidae
Exons: 6
Coding region: 1-954 (317 amino acids)
Source: RefSeq, a predicted model, not a curated record